This is a messenger RNA of Propithecus coquereli (Coquerel's sifaka), 621 nucleotides long. It is a transcript of the gene RNASE6, whose product is annotated as ribonuclease, RNase A family, k6. Gene Ontology annotation, molecular function: RNA nuclease activity; nucleic acid binding. Lineage: Eukaryota; Metazoa; Chordata; Mammalia; Primates; Indriidae. The transcript has 2 exons. The record is from RefSeq and is a predicted model, not a curated record. Gene Ontology annotation, biological process: antimicrobial humoral immune response mediated by antimicrobial peptide; antibacterial humoral response; defense response to Gram-positive bacterium. The coding region runs from base 169 to 621 and encodes 150 amino acids.
UGCCAAGUCCUAGGGUUCUCUUUCCUAGAGGUCGGGAUACUUCUUCCCCUGCCCUACACAGGCAGCAUCGACCGACUUGGAGGAAAAAAAGCACACAAAAGCCUCUGAGCCUGAAACUAACCACAGCCUCUGUUCUCAGUGGGAGCCCCAACACUGACACCAGAAAAGAUGGUGCUGCGUUUUCCCCUCCUCCUAUUGCUGAUGGAACUGUGGGGACCAGUAUGUCCAAUUUGCGUUCAGCCUAAGCAUCUCACCAAGGCUCAUUGGUUUGAAAUUCAGCAUCUACAGCCAAAUCCUCUCCAAUGCAACAGGGCAAUGAGUGGCGUCAAUAAUUAUACCCACCACUGUAAGCCUCAAAAUACCUUUCUGCACGACUCUUUCCAGAACGUGGCUGCUGUCUGUAAUUUGCUCAACAUUGUCUGCAAAAAUGGUCGGAACAACUGCCACCAGAGCUCCAAGCCUGUCAACAUGACUGACUGCAGACUCACUUCAGGAAGGUAUCCUCAGUGCCGCUACAGGGACGCUGUCCAAUACAAACUCUUCAUUGUUGCCUGUGACCCCCCGCAGAAGAGCGACCCUCCCUAUCAUUUGGUUCCCGUACACUUAGAUAGUAUUGUCUAA